AGACUGUAAUAGAGAUGAAUAAAUUGGGUUGCGGACCCUGAGUUGGUUACUCGCUGCACCGUAGGACUCACCGGUCUCGAGGAAAGCCCUACUUUCACGAGACUACGAGAGAGAGAGAGAGAGAGAGAGUACGAAGUGCUCCAUAGCUCGACCUGACCGAGCUGUACAUUUAGCUAGACCUCUGCGGCUUAAGCUUCUCGUCGGAAAACGGAUCUGGUUCAGUAAUGGAAUCAGGAGGCAAUUCUCUUCCAUCUGGUCCUGAUGGGAUGAAAAGGAAGGUAACAUACUUCUAUGAUCCAGAGGUUGGAAACUAUUAUUAUGGGCAGGGUCACCCAAUGAAGCCGCACAGGAUGCGAAUGACACAUGCUCUUUUAGCCCACUAUGGAUUGCUCCAACACAUGCAGGUUCUGAAGCCCUUUCCUGCUAGAGAUAGGGAUCUUUGCAGGUUCCAUGCUGAUGAUUAUGUGGCCUUUCUGAGGAGCAUCACUCCAGAAACUCAGCAGGAUCAACUGAGGCAGCUGAAGAGGUUCAAUGUUGGUGAAGAUUGCCCAGUAUUUGAUGGGCUUUACUCCUUCUGUCAGACCUAUGCUGGUGGUUCAGUUGGUGGUGCUGUGAAGUUGAACCAUAGGUUGUGUGAUAUUGCAAUAAACUGGGCUGGUGGGCUACAUCAUGCAAAGAAGUGUGAGGCAUCUGGAUUCUGUUAUGUUAAUGAUAUUGUGCUGGCAAUUUUGGAACUUCUCAAGGAGCAUGAGCGCGUUUUAUAUGUGGACAUUGACAUCCACCACGGUGAUGGUGUGGAGGAGGCAUUUUACACAACUGAUAGAGUCAUGACUGUUUCCUUUCAUAAGUUUGGGGAUUAUUUCCCUGGUACAGGUGAUGUACGUGAUAUUGGAUAUGGUAAAGGGAAAUAUUACUCCCUCAAUGUUCCUCUAGAUGAUGGAAUUGAUGACGAGAGUUACCAGUCCUUAUUUAAGCCAAUAAUUGGGAAAGUCAUGGAAGUUUUCAGGCCUGGUGCUGUGGUCUUACAGUGCGGUGCAGACUCAUUGUCCGGGGACAGGUUGGGCUGCUUCAAUCUUUCUAUUAAAGGCCAUGCAGAGUGUGUGAGAUAUAUGAGAUCUUUUAAUGUGCCGCUGCUAUUGGUGGGUGGAGGUGGCUAUACAAUACGAAAUGUUGCUCGUUGCUGGUGUUAUGAGACAGGUGUUGCGCUUGGGCUUGAAGUUGAUGAUAAGGUUCCACAGCAUGAGUAUUAUGAGUAUUUUGGUCCAGACUAUACCCUUCAUGUUGCUCCUAGUAACAUGGAAAACAAAAACUCCCGACAGUUACUAGAUGACAUAAGAUCAAAACUGCUUGAUAAUCUUUCAAAGCUUCGGCAUGCACCAAGUGUCCAGUUUCAAGAGAGACAACCUGAUACAGAGCUCCCAGAGGCAGAUGAAGAUCAAGAGGAUGGAGAUGAAAGAUGGGAUCCAGAUUCUGAUAUGGAGGUCAACGAUGAUCGAAAGCCUUUUCCAAGCAGGGUGAAGAGAGAAUUGCUUGAGCCUGAGUCUAAGGAUCUGGGGGAUAUGGAAGGUGUAGAGCAUGCAAUUGACCGAGAUGCAACGUUUGGUGAAGCGGCAUGCUUAAAGGCUUCAAACAUGGGCUCAAUGUCUACAGAUGAGCCCUGCAUCAAACGGGAACAAGAAAACUCUAACAAGCUGCCUGAUGAGCCUGUUGAUAUGAACUCUUGAGCAGGGAGAUAUCCUGUUGAUAGCUUUUUGUGCAGUUUGUAAUUCUGCGACUCCAUACUCCCUGCAUGCCAUUUGUGCAAUUGUAAUUUUAGCCAUACUAUAUUCCUUGCGUCUCUUAUCUAUUUUUUUUUUCUUUCUUUCUUUCUUUUCUAUGUGCAUGCCAUUCUAAUUUCGUUACAAGCGCGACCACGAAUAUUCACCAGAAUAUUGAAGACAUUGCUCCAAAAAAGCUGUGCAUUGAAAAAAAGUUAUCACUGUCUAGGAUUUUUUAAAGCUACCCAAGACAUUCGUAUUUUAUUAUUCACCAUAUAUAAAUUUAUUGACAAGCAUUCAUGGCAAAAAUAGAAAAAAAAAUAUGAAGAUUAUAAAAUUACUUUCACAUAAAAUGUGCCUUACAGGAUAAAUCAAGGCUUAAGUGAGAAAAGUAUUUAUUAAAAUAUUAUAAAAUAUAUUACUCUUUGGUGUGAUCACUGCAUGCCGUCGAAUCAUAGUAGUGUUUUAUUUUAAUUAGAAGUAAAAUUCUCUUUAUCUAUGCUUUCUAUUAAAAUUCAAUUUGAUGGAUUUUUGGAUGAUGUGUAUCUUUAUUUAUUUUUAAUUAUUUUGCCUUUAUUUUUUUUCCCUCUUACCUUGUAUUCCUUUUUCUUUUUUACAAUUCUUUUUUAAUAAAAAAAGUCUAAUAUAAUUAAAAAGUGAAGUCGGUGCAUUCUAAAUUUCAAUUACUUGUCACAUAUCCCUUUUCUCCUUUCAAUGAUCCAUUUUUCCUCUAUUUUUAUGAAAAAAAAAGCCCUCGGAGCAUUUUGGCUGGUGACUCGACUGUUCUUAUAAAAUUGAUAUUUUUAAUGAAAAAAAAAUUCUGGGUUGGCUGAUUGAUGCUUAAAGAAGACCUCUCAACCUUGAGAGCUGUUCCUGUUCCUACUGUCUUCCAUGGUCUAAUAUGUACAUGAGUUACUAGGUUAUAAAUUCAUUUAUGCAACUCCCUUCUUGCCAUUGCUUCAUCGACGAAAAUUUAUUUAAUUUAAAGAUUCGAUAUGGUUAUGAGUAUGAUCGGGUGAACAAGACCCUUGAUCCUUUGCAUUUUCGAGGAUCCAUGAGGGUGCAUCAAACAUCACAUGAUGCGUAGUGUUGUUCUAGUUUAGACCCUAUCUCAUGUGACUUUAGAUUUAUUUUAGGUGACUUAGUGUUAGCAUUGAGGGAGUUUUUAUGAGGACUUAAUAUACAUGAGCGAGUACUAACUUGAUUUGAAAGUUUAAACUUAUUUAACUCUUGAGCCCAACUGCCCCAUUAGAACAAAAUUCACUUGAUUGAUACAUGUACCUACCAAUUUGACAUAGAUUCAAGAUAAUUCUUCAAAUCAUGUGAUGAAGAAAUUCAACCUGUCGUCGAAACCAAAUUCUUAUCUUAUAGAAAAAUAGAAAAACUAUUUUCGAUAACUUGUUGGUCCUCUUUACUAGAUUUAUUGUUUGUUAAUUUCCUGAUUUGAUGUGAGAUAGAUAUAAGCACCCAUCUUUCACUCUAUUUUUUAAUGCAGGACAAACUCACAAAUGGAAUUCUCAACAAUCUCCCCUUCACUUUGAUAAAAUUUCAGGAAUCAUGUCAAUAAGCUCAAGUUCAAAAGUUGACUGCAAGACUCCAUGGAAAAGGAAUAUGAAAGCUUGAAGAUCAUGAGAACAUGAAAAUCAAAGAGGACAUGCUAAAAGCUAAUUUCAGGAAUCAUGUCAAUAAGCUCAAGUUCAAAAGUUGAUUGCAAGACUCCAUGGAAAAGGAAUAUGAAAGCUUGAAGAUCAUGAGAACAUGAAUAUCAAAGAGGACAUGCUAAAAGCUUAGAGAUUUUGAAGCUCAAAGUUCAAAUGACUUAACAAAGGACUAGCUUGAAGACUCCUAGCUUAGAAAGUGUUUUAAAGUCUUAAGAAUAGUCUCUAUGUAAGUAUUUCAUUCAAAUGAUAAUUUGAUUGGAUUUGAAGCUCA
Molecule: messenger RNA, 3689 nt
Organism: Malania oleifera
Lineage: Eukaryota; Viridiplantae; Streptophyta; Magnoliopsida; Santalales; Ximeniaceae
Product: histone deacetylase 19
Exons: 9
Coding region: 225-1724 (499 amino acids)
Molecular function (GO): histone deacetylase activity
Source: RefSeq, a predicted model, not a curated record